Dioscorea cayenensis subsp. rotundata (Guinea yam) is the source of this 2880-nucleotide messenger RNA. Its product is annotated as histone-lysine N-methyltransferase, H3 lysine-9 specific SUVH6-like. The transcript is spliced from 2 exons. The record is from RefSeq and is a predicted model, not a curated record. Gene Ontology annotation, cellular component: nucleus. Gene Ontology annotation, molecular function: zinc ion binding; histone methyltransferase activity; protein binding. Bases 180 to 2675 code for a protein of 831 amino acids. Lineage: Eukaryota; Viridiplantae; Streptophyta; Magnoliopsida; Dioscoreales; Dioscoreaceae.
CCCAUGUCUUUUCCUCCCUUUCGCUCCAAAUCUCCCUUUUCCGGCCUUCUCCGGAGCCGGAGCAACAUUCCCGGCGAGAUCCCUCCGUCCGUUGCCAUUCCGACGACCAAAACUGGAUCCCAAGGUCCCUUCUCAAACCUGCAGGAUUUGGAUUGAUUUCUUUCUUGUAAUUGGUUGCUAUGGAGUCUUUCAAAGAAGGGAAUAUUGGGACUAAAGCUUCUAUCCCUCUUAAGUACAAGCCACGGAAAUCCUCCACUAGAGGAGGCGCGACAUCCUCUAUGCCCAGAGUCAGAGAUCCAAACAAUGACAGUGUGCCUGAAGCAUCAGGACAACCCUUAAGCCUUAAACUCAAGGAAUCAUCAAAUGUUUUGUUUGGACAGGAAACUACUGGACCAUCAGGCACUAUGACUAGAAGGGUUCCUUAUUCUGUUGAAGUUAAUAAUCAGCCUGUAGUUGCUUCUGCACCAAACAAUUCAGCAGCUCAAGAUGGGUCUUGGUUGUCACUGAAAUCUGAUCAAGUGAAAGAGCAAUCACCUAGAAGGCACUCCUUUUGUUCCGGAGUCUCUGCAGUUCAUGAUUUCCCAAUUGGAACUGGAAAAGACACCACAACUGGUCAUAGUAUCCCUGCAAGACCCCGAAGUACGGAUGACACAAUGGUGCUUGUUGGUGGUUCAGAGAAGGGUCCUCUGACUGGAAGUUGUGAUGAAAUAGUUAGUUCGUGGAAUGAGAAGAAUGGCAAAAAAUCUGAGAGUUCACUUGGAAGACGGCCCUUUUGUUCUAGAGUCUCAUCUGUUCGUGAUUUCCCUAUUGGAUGUGGACAAGUUAUUGCCGAUGGAAGCAUUCCUGCAAGAAAGAGAAGUGCAUCUAAUGCAAUGGUGCUUCUUGGGGGAGCAGAAACAGGUUCUCUGGCUGGAUGUUGUGAUGAAGUAGUGCCUUCAUUGAGUGAGAAGGAUGGCAAAGGAGUUGAGAGUUCUACUGGGAAGAAAAUGAAGUCAGCUAACAUUGAACUUGGCAUGAAAGCAGAUGAGAGUGAAGCGAGAGCUCCCUUAGAUAAUGAAGAUAAAGAAUUACCUCGUGAAGAAGAUGAAUCCAAAACCAUUGUGAUUACUGACCAUGCCAGUGAGAUUGAGAUAAGUAAAAAAGUCAAGGAUACUUUACGUCUUUUUCAAACGAUGCAUAGAAAGCUUUUGCAGGAAGAAGAAUCUGAGCCGAAACAGACCCAAUGUAAUCGUGUUGACCUAAAGGCCUUUGGUAUUUUCAAAAGUAAAGGGAAAUGCUUGGGCAACGGUGGUAAGUUUAUGGGUAGCAUCCCCGGUGUUCAAGUUGGGGAUGAGUUCUUUUGGAGGGUGGAGAUGUGCACCAUAGCCCUUCACUGUCAACACAUGGCGGGCAUUGAUUACCUUUGGCGAGAUGGAAAGCCAUUUGCCAUUAGUGUUGUCUCCUCCGGUCGUUAUCCUCAUGCUGAGGAUGUAGCCACUUCAGAGGAAUUGGUAUAUUCUGGCUGCGGUUCACCUGACAAAGAUCAGAAGCUUGAACGUGGAAAUCUAGCCCUCAGAAACAGUAAGGAAGCACAAACACCUGUUCGAGUUAUCUAUGGUUUUAAACAAUACCACACCAAUGACUCACAGGAGGCAAGGAUGGGCCACAAGUCUACAGUGACAUACAUCUAUGAUGGCCUCUAUUUAAUCGAGCGAGAUUCAUAUGAGAAGGGCAAGAAUAAUCACUAUGUCUUCUUGUUUUACAUGAAGAGGAUACCAGGGCAACCUGAGCUUCCUAUCAAAGAACUUUUGAGGUCAAAAAGGUCAAAACUGCGUCCAGGUCUCUGCAUGCAAGAUGUUUCUCAAGGACAAGAGAAGAGACCCAUCAAUGUAGUAAAUACCGUUGAUGAUGACAAGCAAAUGAUGCCAUUUGAAUACACCCAGAAGAUGAUAUAUCCUUCUCAGCACCGACUGACUGCCUCAGAAGGUUGUGACUGCAUCCGUGGUUGCCUCUUUGCAAACAACUGUUCAUGUGCUCAUAAAAAUGGAGGGGAGAUUCCUUUUAAUCACAAUGGUGCAAUAGUUCAAGCAAAACCCCUUGUAUAUGAGUGUGGCCCUUCUUGCAAGUGUCCUCCGUCUUGUCCCAAUAGAGUUAGUCAACAUGGUAUCAAGUUUCCAUUAGAGGUCUUCAAGACUAAAUCAAUGGGUUGGGGAGUGAGAUCACUGAAAUCCAUACCAUCUGGCAGUUUCAUUUGUGAGUAUGCUGGAGAGCUGCUAGAAGAUGAAGAGGCUCAGAAAAGGGACAAUGAUGAAUACUUGUUCGCCAUCGGGAACAACUAUCAUGAUGAAUCUGUUUGGGAAGGAUUAUCAAUGUGUAUACCGGAACUGAAAAAGAGUGCAUCUUUCCAAGGUGUGGAGGAGAAGGGCUACACUGUCGAUGCAUCUAAGCACGGAAAUGUUGGCAGGUUUAUCAACCACAGCUGCUCUCCGAACCUCUAUGCUCAGAACGUGCUCUAUGAUCACGAUGAUAAGAGCAUGCCUCACAUUAUGCUUUUUGCUGCUGAAAACAUUCCCCCCUUGCAGGAACUGACAUACCACUACAAUUAUGCUGUUGAUCAGGUGCAUGAUUCUGAUGGUAACAUUAAGAGGAAGGACUGUCAUUGUGGCUCGGACGAAUGCACUGGGAGGUUGUAUUGAGGGAAUGUGUGCAUGUCCAAGUGGUAAUUUCAGAAGAGAGGUAAAUUUUUGUUUUGAUCUUCUGAAUGUGUAAAGCGUUUGUCUGAAUUGCUUGGCAGAUUCGUCUGAAUUUGUCUUUUUUUUUACUGCCAAGUUGUUGUCUCUGUUGAACACUCAACGGAAUUUUGCAGACUUUACCCUUGAAUAUAUAUAUCCAUACUGCAUA